UUAGUGGUGUUUGUAAUGUAAUAUCAAUGGUGUUGUUAUAUAAUAGUUAUAUUAAUAUUAAUAUAUCAGUGAAUAAAGUAAUGCAGUGUUUGUUUUGAUAUCAUAUUUUGAAUGACAUUAAUUGGUGAUCUAAGAAGUUAGAAGUAGUAGUAGUAGUGGUGAUUGAAAUGAGUAGUAUCGGCGAUGUCGAUGAAGCCGAUGGUUGCGGCGGCGGUGGUGGCGACGACUGUCAAUCAGUCGGUAGUAAUGUAUUUCGCGAUUUUUCCGAUGCCUGGUCACAACGUUUCGGCCAGACGUGUCAGUUACCCGAAGAAUGGGAACAAGAUGUUAAGGCCAAUCUGGAUAAACAUCAGCAUCGAGUGGAUCAGCUGAGGAAAGAGCUUGAAAAAGAAGAGUUUUAUGUACAAUAUCUGCAACAACUGCUUGAAGAUGUCGACAAACACAAGUUAUUUGCCAAUACAUUCGGUAAUAACGAGUUGUUGGAUAUCAACGAUGAUAAUAGUAAGUCGGAGACGACAACGACCACAACGUCGACACCAGUUGACGAUGUAUUGGUUAACAGCAAUAGUGGCGAUAACAAUGGUGUGACCAAAGACGACCAAUAUGUUACUGUUAUUACUGUUAGCAGCUAUGGCCAAAUACAGAGAUCUGAUCUGAACAGCAGCAACAACAACAACAACAAUAGGAAGCCGUUAAUUGAUAAUCCAUUAUAUCAGUCAUCGCCGUUGUUGACCGAUAGACAUAAUAUUACCUCAAAUGAUGGCAAUGAAUUAUUAUUGGCUAACAAAAAGAAAAGACCGCCGACACCACCGCGUAAACCGAAAGUUGCCAAAAGUGAUUCAAUAAAUGCCAGAAAAUUUGAUGACAAUAAUCUUCUUCACAAACAUUCGUCGUCGUCGGCGAAACAUAAGAAGAACAAUACCAACAAUAGUAGCAAUAAUGACGAUAACGAUGAUAAGGACACCACAAGUAUCAGCGACAACAGUAUCCUAUAUACUGAUGAACCAAAUAUCUACGAUACAGUAGCUCCCGAUGAACCCACCACCACUGUCCACAGUGAACAAUCAUCAUCAAACGAUACGGCAGAUAAUUUAUCCAAUAGUUACGCCAAUUAUGUUAAUAUUGAUUACUUUUUGCGCAAAGAAGAGACAUCAUCGCGUGGCGAUGAUAGCGACGAUAAUGAAACACAUAUAUCGCAAUCGUUGUCCAGCGAUCACGACAUGGAUGACAAUGUUGUUGGUGUUGGUGGUAAUAAUCGUUUGCGUGAUUCGCAUCUGAUCGACACAAGCGGUGAUACAUACGAUAUGCAAUCGAUGUCAUCGUUGGACAAAAACAAAGAAUCAGAACUUCAAGCCCCUACUUAUGACGAAGUAUUUGAGGGCGAUAUCAUCGCUGAUAGUGGCGAUAAAAAAGUCUUAUCAUUAGAUCAUCUCAGCGACAAUCAGAAAAAUACGAUUAAAUCGACUGAUGGUGACAAUAAAAAUAUGACCAUGUACCAUUGUAUUAUAAAUAACAUUAUUGAAAGCGAAACCAUUUAUGUUGAUUGUCUCAGCACACUGAUCCAGUAUAUGAAAGCAAUGAAGUCAACACUGGGAACAACUCAUCCAUUAUUGACCAGCGAAGACUUGACGACCAUUUUCUAUAAGAUACCCGAAUUGCAUACAAUUCAUAACCAUUUUCUCGAAGGACUCAAAAAAGUGAUGUCAAAAAUCGGUGUCAACACCAAUGGCUGUCACCCGAACCCGACCGGAGCCGCCGUCGGUUCUAACGGCCAGAAGACGACGAUGACAGCCAAUGUCGGAGAAUUGUUCAAAGUUUUGGCCAGUCGUUUGGGUGCUUACAGUGCUUUCCUCAAGAAUUACUCCAAAGCCAUCGAAACCAUUCAUAAUUGUAGCGCAACUAACAAUCAAUUUAGUGAAAUCACAAGAUCAAUCAAAAUUAUGGCUAUGAAAGGCCAGUCGAUUAGUCUGGAAGAACUACUUCAUAAACCUGUGGCCAGAGUCCAGAAGAAUGCACUGGUUUUACACGAUUUGCUCAAAUAUAGUGACCAUCAGAUCGAUGAAUACAGAGCACUGAAGAGUGCCUUAAAGAUGACUCAAUGUUUUCUAAACGAUCUGAACAUAGCGGCCACCGAACAGAUGUUUCCCGUUCAGGACAAAACACAGAGACGAUUAGUCAAAGAAAGUUUUAUUGUUGAGAGCACUGGUGGUAGUGAUGAUAGACGAAAGUUAAGACAUCUAUUCUUGUUUAACGAUGUUAUCGUUUGCGCCAAAUAUAAGCCAUCGACUAAACAAAAGUUUACAUUUGAAUUGAAAUAUUAUAAUGUGCUAAACGAGAUCACAAUUUUAGAUAAUGAUAAUCAAACUAAUGUCGAUAACAAAGAGAUUAGCAAUAAUUUACUUAAUAUUAAGUCACGAGUAAUCACAACACGUCAUCAGAUAGCGCGUGAAGAAGAGAAAGAGAAAGGAAAAGUUAAUACAAAAUUGUUGGAAAAAUUAAAGAAAAAGAGAUCAGAUUUGGAGGCACAUCUGGUCUUAUAUAUACCGCAACAAAAGUUUUCGAUUAGUCAUAAAAGUGGAAAAAUCUAUACAUUUUAUUUGUCAUCUGAUUUUGAAAGAAGUCAAUGGAGCGAAUCCAUCAAAGUUUUACAACAAUCUGCUCAAAUCACUAAAAACAUUGUCGAGUCAAUCAAUUUUCAUGAACUACAAGCAUGGGUUGAAACCUGUCGUAAGAACCUGAGCGCCAACUCUUUGGGCUCAUUUCUGUUACGAUCGCCAAAAGACGAUGACUUAUUGUUUGGCGACUUAUACUUAACUGUUAAACAUCUGAAAGGAUUGAGUAGAGAAGCCGAUAUAUUUUUUGUACUUGAAUUGGACACUUAUGGCCAUUAUCUGCAACGAGGUGUUACUCAAGUAUGCCGACAAACAAUUGAACCACACUUUGAUCAGGAGUUUAUCAUGGAUUUGGACGGUUCCCAAACGUUGCGUAUACUUUGUUACGAAGAGAUUAAUGGUCAACAAAAACCAUUUUUCAGAGGCAAAGCUGGUCUCGAAUUGAGCCAAACGUGGCUCUCAAGCAAACAAACCGAACAAAUGGUUCCAAUUUUAGACUGUGUAUUAACUAUAUCUGCGAGAUAUGUCUCGUCGGAGUCGCAAUUGAGUCGAUUACCGGUAACUAAAACAUGCGGUGCCUUUGGAUUAGCCGUGGCUCAGGUGUGCCGAAAAGAGAAGACAAGUAUUCCUUAUUUGAUAAGCAGUUGUAUUCGUGAAGUCGAGCGAAGAGGUAUGAAAGAGGUCGGCAUAUAUCGAGUGUCCGGCCUGUCAUCAGAUAUACAAAAACUGCGUAAAGCUUUCGAAACAAACGCUUACGAAGCGGAUCUAUUGAUCAAAGAUAUUGACAUCAAUGCCGUUACUGGUAUUUUAAAGCUAUACUUACGUGAACUGCCGGAAUCACUCUUCACUAAUGCCUUAUACAAGGAUUUUAUUGAUGCCUUCAAUAUGGCAAAUGUAUCGGAAAAGAGUAAACGUUUGCAUUCAUUGUUUGUAUUGUUGGCACAACCGAACCAAACCAUUAUCAACCAUCUUAUUGAACAUCUCUAUAAAGUGAACCAGUUUGAAGAACACAAUAAAAUGUCUUUACAUAACUUGGCCACUGUUUUUGGGCCGACAUUAAUCAGACCACCCGGUGCUGGCAGUAGUAGUAGUAGUACAAGUGGUGGCACAAGUAUGGCCGCUGCCGCCGCCACGUCGGCAAAUGUAGACUCGUUUACUGCCGGCACUAUCGAUGUUAUGGCACAGGCAGGCAUUCUAUACUAUUUCCUAAAAAAACGGACCACUAAUAGUAUAUCACAUGAGACUCAUCUAUAAACACAUAUACACAUCAAUAGACACUAAAUCAUUUACAAAACUACUAAUA
This is a messenger RNA of Oppia nitens, 3915 nucleotides long. RefSeq names its product active breakpoint cluster region-related protein-like (gene RhoGAP1A). Gene Ontology annotation, biological process: intracellular signal transduction; positive regulation of GTPase activity. The record is from RefSeq and is a predicted model, not a curated record. The coding region runs from base 168 to 3866 and encodes 1232 amino acids. The transcript is spliced from 22 exons. Lineage: Eukaryota; Metazoa; Arthropoda; Arachnida; Sarcoptiformes; Oppiidae. Gene Ontology annotation, molecular function: GTPase activator activity; guanyl-nucleotide exchange factor activity. Gene Ontology annotation, cellular component: membrane.